ACCACAGAAGCUCCAACUACAACCACAGCAGCUCCAACAACAACCACUGCAGCUCCAACCACUCUAACCACUAUCAUAUCAUCUUCAACAACAUCUACUACAGCAGUUCCAACCACAACCGCCACUGGAGCUCCAACUAUAACCACAGCAGCUCCAACUACAACAACUGAAGGUCCAACAACAACCACAAAGGCUCCUACCACAACCACUGGAGCUACAACCACAACCACAGCAUCUACAACCACAAUCACAGCAGCUCCAACCGCAUCCACUACAGGAGCUCCAACCACAAUCACCACAAAAGCUUCAACCACAUCCACCACAGGAGCUGUAAUCACAACUACUACUACUUCUACUACUACUACUACAGGAUCACAAACCACAACCACAUCAGAAGCUACAACUGCACCCACCACACCUCCUACAACAACCACAGCAGGUCCAUCAAAAACUACUGCUGUUCCAAUAUCAACCACAGCAGUUGGCCAAGUGACAACUACACGACCUACAAGUGCGUGUGCUUCAAGCCCAUGUCUCAGAGGAAGCAUCUGUGAAGACCGUGCUGACCAGACUCACGUGUGCUUGUGUCUUCCGGGAGAAGUUUAUCGAGAAGGCUGUCAAAAGGUCAAGGUUUUCCCUGCUCUGAUGGUCUUAGCGGACAGAUAUCUUCCUGACAUGGCCAACAAAAAAUCACAAAUAUUUAAAGAGACUUCAGAUAAAAUUACUAAUGCGGUUAAGAAAGAGUUCAACAAAACACGUGGAUUCAUUUCAUCAAUAGUCCUGGAGCUCCGGGAAAUACAAUCAGUACUAAGGUCAAACACAGGCAACGUUGAAGCUUCAGUCCAAAUCAACUAUGAAGCAAAGUCUAACGUCACAGAAGAAAUUGUAAUAGAAACAAUGGAAAGUCUCACCUGCGAAAGCUGUCCACUGCCAGGAAGCUUUACAUUGAAACAGCUUUGUGGUUUGGAUCCAUGUGACGAAACAACAACAAAGUGCAAUUCUACAGUGGGCAGUUUCGUGUGCACAUGUUUAGAUGGUUAUAUUACAUCAAACUACAGUGAAAGAUUAUGCAUGGCAUGUCCCCCUGGUCAGAAAGCUGUGAACAAUACAUGUAAACCAUGUAGCUUUGGUCGUUCUGGAAUGAACUGCGAGGAUGAGUCGCUGUUGAUCCUUGUGAUUGUUUCACCUAUUCUCGGAUGCCUGCUUGUCGUCUCAUUGAUCACUCUGCCACUGAUAGCAAGAAAAUUCAAAGGAAAAAUGUCCAAGAGGAAAGAAAAAGUCACUUGGAAACCAUACAUUAUCCCGUCCUUUGGCAAUGGUCCACCAUCCUGCAGUAGCAGCGGUAGCUUUUUCACCUAUAUCAAAGAACCAGACAACAUCCUGGUAAAUUCUGCUGUCCCACGAAUUCCACGCGCCAAACUCAGCAGCAGCUGGUCUGGCAAGAUCGGCACGGAGAUUUCUCCAAGCAACAGCCGACAAAGCUCGACUCCUUCAAGGAGAAACUCUAUUGGACCGCACAACAACCCCUACAAGAACGUAAAAUCUAUAAGAAACCCUUACGCCCAGAAUCAAACCACAGACCAGACCAGACUCUAAUGGAGGAGAAGGAAGUUGGAUCUCUGUAGGAGUUCCUAUGGUGGUAUUUAUCCCAAGAUACUGCAUUACAUUGGAACUUCCUCAAUGUAAAAGAUGUAAACAGGAGCGUAUCAACAGAGACGUGCAAUUAAUGUGAUAAAUAUUGUAUCCUGUGUUCCUUUACUACUUUUGGUUUGUAUUGUGUGACUUCUAGUCAGGCCUGUUAAAAACUGCCAUAAACCAGACUGGCUUUCAUCAUCAAAAUCAUAAAGUUUGGUUUAUAAUUCCUGCAUUUGUGUUAAAUGCACUAUUUAUUCUCUAUGAAUUUUCUAGAGUUGUUUUCUGUAAGCAUUACAGGUUUAAUUUGUGCCUCAGUUUUAUAUUUAUCAAAGUUUUUGUAAAUAAGAUCAACUGGAAAUUUCUUUAAAUCUGUUCAUAUGUUUCAUGUAAAAGUAAUAUCAUCGCAACUUUGGGAUAUUUAUCAAUGUUUGCAUAACUUUUUUUUAUUUUUCUUGGUCUAGUUACAAACCAGUUAUGCAUAACAUUUGAACGCUAUGACUUUGGUGGAUUAUAGCUAACUGCUAACGAAAAACACUCACCGAAAAUGCUGAAUGACUACAUGUAUGUAUAGAUAAAUGAGAUGAGAACAAAGAUUCUGUUGUAAAGCACUUUAAGUAGUGUAGUUGGCUAAAAGGGUGCAAUAUAAGUACAAUAUGUUUAACUCUUUUUUUUGUCUAAAUGUGUUAAAACUUGUUAUAUUGUAAUAACUUAAUAUGACCACUAAAGGGCUCCAAACAUGAAGUUUUACAUAAAUUAUAUAUUUGUUAUCUCACAGAAUAAAACCAAUGCAAUUAAAAA
Xiphophorus couchianus (Monterrey platyfish) is the source of this 2433-nucleotide messenger RNA. RefSeq names its product mucin-13-like. The annotation marks the transcript as partial. The transcript is spliced from 11 exons. The record is from RefSeq and is a predicted model, not a curated record. NCBI's taxonomy places the organism in Eukaryota, Metazoa, Chordata, Actinopteri, Cyprinodontiformes, Poeciliidae.